This is a messenger RNA of Ambispora gerdemannii, 2853 nucleotides long. Lineage: Eukaryota; Fungi; Glomeromycota; Glomeromycetes; Archaeosporales; Ambisporaceae. The record is from the annotation of a GenBank genome assembly.
AUGGUAAAAUCAUAUUUACGUUACGAACCAUUAAAGACUUUUGGGAUAAUAUCCAGCUGGUUAUCCAAUAUUAUAUAUGAUGCUACCGGCAAACUCGCCAUAUCGCCGGCAUUAGAAGAUGUGGUUAUUUGGGACUUAAAAAAAGGCAUCAAGAUUGGAUGCUGGCAUGAUGCAGAUAACAAAUCGGAAGUCACAGUAAUCCAAAAAAGUCCAAAUAAAGUUGAUUAUGCUGUGGGAUACUCUGAUGGAUCUAUUAGAAUAUGGAACAUAAAAAGUUCGAUUUUACCGGUUAUUUUUAAUGGUCAUCGAGGCGCAGUUACAGCUCUCGCUUUUGACAAAAAUGGUACACGAUUAGCUUCUGGAUCAAAAGAUACUGAUUUAAUUGUAUGGGAUAUUGUAGGUGAAGUUGGGCUUUACAGAAUGCGUGGUCACAAGGAUCAAAUAACUGCAAUUCGGUUUCUGCAAAAGCCUUUAGUCGGAAUCGAAAACUCAGAUGAUGUCCCUUCUUCAUCUCCUGGGUUCAUUUUAUCCUCCUCCAAAGAUACACUCUUGAAAUUAUGGGAUCUGAAUACGCAACACUGUGUUGAAACGGUAGUAGCACAUCGAAAUGAGAUAUGGGAUUUUGAUGUGUCUAGAGAUGAAACUAUGCUUGUGACUGGAAGUGGAGAUCCAGAAUUAAAAGUUUGGAAGAUAAAUCAUCAAGUUUUGGCUAAUGGAAUUCUUGAAUCUGACGAACAGCAGAAUGAGGAUGAUAACAAUGAGAAUCAAAAAGCAAUUGUUUUUUAUGGAAAUGUCUCUAGACAAAGUAAAGAACGAGUCACCACAUUAAAAUUUCAUCCAAACACUAAUUUCUUGGGUGUGCAAGGUUCAGAUAAGUUCAUAGAGAUUUUCCGGCUACGAACACAUGAGGAAAUAAAAAAAAAACAGCAUCGACGUCGUAAGCGAGAACAAGGAAAGAAGCUUAAAGAAUUAAACAAGAAAAAAGAAGAGGGAAAUUCAGAGAUUGUUACACCUUUAGAAUCAGAUGUUAGAGAUGAAAUACAUGCUUCAGAUGAAAUCACUUUACAUGAAAUCAUUAGAACUACUGCAAAAGUCCGAUCAUUUGAUUUUGCAUUUAUGGAAGAUAUUGCGAAAACGGAGGUUAUACAGCUUCUUACUUCGCUGAAAAAUAAUAUGCUAGAGGUUUAUAAUUGCUAUUUGCCAUCAAAAAAAGAAGAAAAACACCCACAUACAAAAUUAUUUUCUAUUGAUAUCCAUGGUCAUAGAAGUGAAAUCAGAACACUGGCGUUGAGUUCCAAUGACGAAUUAUUGUGCUCCGCAUCGAUGGUACGACGUCUUGCAUCCGCUCUCUGGAAUGCGGCUAUGCAUUAUGUAGCGCAUUUAUUCCUGGAGAUCAAUAUGUGGGUUGUAAUUGGAACAAAAACAGGAGAACUUGAAUUAUUUGAUAUUGCGUCUUCGUCUUUAAUUAAAUCAAUAAAUGCACAUGAUAGUGCUAUAUGGUCAUUGCAAGUACAACCAAAUCAGCAAGGUUUGGUGACUGGAAGCGCUGAUAAACAAGUUAAAUUUUGGAAUUUUGAAAUAAAGGAAAAAAGAAAAUCCGAUGAGAUAUCAACACGACAUCUCACACUAGUUCACAAUCGUACACUGAAAAUAACGGAUGAUGUACUAUGUGUACGAAUUAGUCCAAACUCAAAAUUGAUUGCUGCAUCACUACUGGAUGCAACUGUCAAAGUUUUCUAUCAGGAUUCUUUAAAAUUUUUCUUAUCACUCUAUGGACAUAAAUUACCUGUUUUAUCGAUGGAUAUAUCAUCAGAUAAUACGUUACUGAUAACAUGUUCUGCCGACAAAAAUGUAAAGAUAUGGGGUCUCGAUUUUGGCGACUGUCAUCGAUCAAUAUUCGCACAUCAAGAUAGUAUCAUGUUUGUGCAAUUUGUUGCCAAUACACAUUAUUUCUUUACAGCUGGUAAAGACAAACUCGUGAAGUACUGGGAUGGUGAUAAAUUUGAAAAUAUAACGAAACUUGAAGGGCAUCAUGGAGAAGUUUGGGCCUUGGCAAUAAGCAAAAACGGUGAAUUCCUUGUAUCCGCCUCGCAUGAUCGAUCUAUUAGAAUAUGGGAACAAACCGAUGAGCCGCUUUUCCUGGAAGAAGAAAGAGAAAAAGAAAUGGAAGAACUAUACGAAUCGACACUGACCACUUCAAUGGAAAAGACGAGUUUAGAAGAUACGGUAGAAUUGACAUCUGCAGGGAAACAAACAAUGGAAACACUUAAAGCCGGCGAAAAGAUUAUGGAAGCAUUGGAGAUUGCUGAUGAGGAUAAAAGUGCCAUUGAUAAUUAUAAACAAAUGAAAGCCAAAGGCCAUGCACAUAUAGCAGCACCACCGAAACGGAAUCCAAUAUUAUUAGCUUUAGGAAAUUUAACCGCAGAACAAUAUGUUCUUCGAACAAUAGAGAAAGUAAGGUCUGCAGAGUUGGAGGAAUCAUUGUUGGUUUUGCCGUUUGCAAAGGUGAUUUCCUUGUUAGAAUAUUUGGAUAUAUGGGCGAAAAAGGAAUGGAAUAUCGCGCUUGUAUGUCGAAUACUAUUUCAUCUUUUACGCGUGCAUCACGAUCAAAUAGUCGCGAAUCGAAUUAUGAGACCGAUGCUUGAUUCGAUAAGAACGCAUCUCCGGGCCGCGUUAAAACGACAGAAAGAUACACUGGGAUAUAAUUUAGCCGCAAUGAAGUAUAUUAAGCGUGAUUGGGAAGCUAAUGCCACCGCGGAAUUCUUUAUGGACGAUAAUAAUGUAGAGGGAUUGGAAAAUGUCAACGCUAGUUCGGCAAAGAAACGAAAAUUCAUAAAUUUGACAACUGAUUAA